AUGCCUGGUGAGCCAUCAGCAUCGGCUGCUGGAAAAUCCAGUGGCAAAGUUAAACGCAUAUCAAUACCCCGUGUCCAGAGCAGCACAGACACCGAAUUACAGUCGCAAAUGAGCCAGAGUGGAUCAACACCUCUUCAGCCAAUAUCCCUUCACUACAUUAACUUCAAAAAUGACAAUGAAGAGACACCGAUACCACCAGUACUCCAAUCACGACUGCUAGACCUCUUUCAACAGAUUCAGAAGGAAUUCGAGAUGGUGUGUCUGGAGAACAUCGGCUUACAGGAGAAGAUUGACACUCUCAACGAGAGAUUGGAGAGAGAGUGCUACGGAUCGGGUGAACGUAGUUUGCCACCUGGUGAUUUAGCUGAUUACGUGGAUACCAAAAGCUCGAUUAAACAGAAGGCCUCAAUAGUCUCAUCAGCGCAGAAGAUCAAGACAGCCCACAAGCUGAAAGCCCAAACGAGUAAGAUAGUCUCGUCAUUCAAGAACCCGACUAUGUCCUGCACGAUGCAGCGCCAGUACGCGGGCCACAAGGACGGCAUCUGGGAAGUGACUGUGGGCCGUUCAGGACAGCCAAUAAUAGCGACCGCCUCUGCUGAUCACACGGCUCGGGUUAUGGCCAUGGAGACUGGCAAGUGUCUCCUCCAGUACAUAGGCCACACUGGUUCCGUCAACUCCGUGAGAUUUCAUCCCACCAUUGACCUUGCCCUGACCUCCUCUGGCGACUGCUCGGCCCACAUCUGGCAGGCAGCCGUCAACUGGGACGCACCAAUGCGUCAAUCGUCUUCCGAGGAUCUCUCCACCCUGGACAGAACGCCCACCAAUGCGUCUGGGCUUAAUGAUGAUCAGGACGAGACACCUACACUGAGAACACCCUUGAGGGAGCUUCUGGGCCAUACUGGUGUGGUGAUGGCUGCUGACUGGCUGCCUGGGGCCGAUCAACUCGUCACCGCUUCCUGGGAUAGAACUGCUAAUCUUUAUGAUGCUGAAACUGGGGAUGUUAUUCAUACACUCUGUGGACAUGAUCAGGAACUGACUCAUGUGUCCACUCAUCAUGUGCAGAGACUUUGCGUUACGUCGAGUCGGGAUAGUACUUUCAGACUUUGGGACUUCAGGGAACCCAUACACUCGGUGUCGGUUUUCCAGGGACAUACCGAAGCCGUCACUUCCGCUGUUUUUACGAGGGAGGACAAAAUAGUCUCUGGGUCGGACGAUCGGAGCGUCAAGGUCUGGGAGUUGCGUAACAUACGCAGCCCGUUGGCUACUAUCCGGGGUGACAGUGCGGCUAAUAGACUUGCUGUUUCCAGCGCUGGAAUCGUUGCGAUUCCGCAUGACAAUAGACAAAUACGACUGUUCGAUCUGAGUGGACAGAGACAGGCCCGGCUUCCAAGGACUAGUAGACAAGGCCAUCGCCGAAUGGUGUGCUCAGUGGCCUGGGCAGAAGACUCAAAUGCAACCUGUAACUUAUUCUCCUGUGGAUUCGACAGACUCGUUCUGGGCUGGAGUGUUCUUCCCGUCAAAGAUGCUUAAUAAAUCCACUACCCUCCCCCCCUGCCCCCGUCCUCUUCCCCCACCCCAUCAAUUCAUAUCACACUACGUUGAAUUAGCCUCGAAUAUCACUCUGUACUAUCGUAAUAUUUUGGCUAGACGAGGGCAGCCACACCCAUGUUGAUACGUAAUUGUGUGCCAGUAAGCCAGCAGCUAGACCUAUCAGUGAUCCACCUCUUCCGCUCUCGCAGACAACUAGAAUAAUGAAAAAAAAAAUAAAAAUUCUAAAUUCAAUUUAUGAAAUUACUAAUGAUAAAGUGAGAAUCAAAAAAUACAUAUGAUCGAAUAGAAAUGUUGAUUUUCUUCGUUGCUAAUUUUGAUUGUGCGUUGAAACGAAUGAUCAAAAAAUACCAGAGAACUAUCGAGGGACAAAUAAUAUUAUUAAGUGAAAAUUCGUCUAGUCGCGUUUGUAGAAACUUUUGCACUGAAAUAAAGAAUCAAUGAUUUUUUGAAAAACUAAAUAA
This is a messenger RNA of Diachasmimorpha longicaudata, 2012 nucleotides long. It is a transcript of the gene Wdr37, whose product is annotated as WD repeat-containing protein 37. The transcript is spliced from 5 exons. NCBI's taxonomy places the organism in Eukaryota, Metazoa, Arthropoda, Insecta, Hymenoptera, Braconidae. Bases 1 to 1530 code for a protein of 509 amino acids. Gene Ontology annotation, molecular function: protein binding. The record is from RefSeq and is a predicted model, not a curated record.